Molecule: messenger RNA, 3314 nt
Organism: Eutrema salsugineum
Lineage: Eukaryota; Viridiplantae; Streptophyta; Magnoliopsida; Brassicales; Brassicaceae
Product: putative receptor-like protein kinase At3g47110
Biological process (GO): protein phosphorylation; hormone-mediated signaling pathway
Cellular component (GO): plasma membrane
Molecular function (GO): protein binding; protein kinase activity; ATP binding
Source: RefSeq, a predicted model, not a curated record
UUAAGAAAAAAAGGAAAAACAAAAAAAAGAGAAAAGAAAAAAAAGCUUUUUGCUCUCCAUGGCUUUGCCUUUUGUUGCCGUGAGAUUGAUUCUGGUAUCUGUUUUCCUCUUCAUCGUGUCCCUUGAAAAUUCAGAUGUGGUCUGUGCUCAAACAAUGAGAUUGACGGAGGAGACAGAUAAACAAGCAUUGCUCGAGUUCAAGUCUCAACUCUCUGAAACAAGUAGAGCUGUGUUAGACUCGUGGAACAACACUCUGCCUCUCUGUAGGUGGACUGGAGUUAAGUGCGGCGCCAAACACAAAAGAGUGACCGGUUUGAACCUUGGAGGGCUGAAACUUACCGGUAUUGUCUCUUCCUUUGUGGGUAACCUCUCAUUUCUUAGAUCAUUGAAUCUUUCUAGCAACUAUUUCCGUGGUGCCAUCCCUUUAGAGGUUGGAAACUUGUCCAGGCUUCGAUAUUUGAACAUGAGCGAUAAUCUUCUUGGAGGGGCGAUUCCGGUUGUUCUCUCUAAUUGCUCUAGCCUUUCAAUCCUUGAUUUAUCAAGAAAUGAUCUUGAACAAGGCGUGCCUUCUGAGUUGGGUUUGCUUUCUAAGCUUGUCAUUCUAUCUUUUAUAAAAAACAAUCUAACAGGGAAGUUCCCUGCUUUGUUUGGAAACCUGACAUCACUCAAGAAGCUCGACUUUUAUGAUAACCAAAUGGAAGGAGAGAUCCCUGGGAGUAUAGCCCGACUGAAGCAGAUGUACUUUUUCCGAAUAGCAGUAAACAAGUUCACAGGUGUUUUCCCUCUUCCAAUUUACAACCUGUCCUCGUUAACCACGCUGUCCAUAGUCGGCAACAGUUUCUCAGGCACCCUUAGACCUGACUUUGGUUCUCUUCUCCCUAACCUUCAAAUACUAUAUAUGGAUAUAAAUAAUUUCACGGGUACCAUUCCAGAGACACUUUCCAAUAUCUCAACUCUUACACAUCUUGAUAUUUCAACUAACCAUCUUACUGGAAAUAUACCAUCGAGUUUCGGGAAACUUCGGAAUUUAUUAUGGUUAAGCCUUUUCAAAAACUCUCUGGGAAACUACUCUUCUGAUGGUCUUGAUUUUCUUGGGGCAUUGGCUAACUGCACUCAGUUGCAGCACCUAGACGUUGGCAUCAACAAUCUCGGAGGUCAGUUACCUGUCUCUAUAGCCAAUCUCUCCACUCAACUAACUGAGCUCUCCCUUGACGAAAAUCUCAUCUCUGGAAGUAUUCCUCAUGGCAUACGGAAUCUCAUAAACCUUCAAAUAUUAGACUUGAAUGGAAAUCUGUUGACAGGCAAACUUCCUCCCUCGUUGGGAGACCUUUCUGAGUUGCGAAAAAUAUAUCUCUAUUCAAAUGGAUUGUCUGGAGAGAUACCAUCUUCCUUGGGCAAUAUCACUAGGCUAAUACUCCUCUAUUUGCACAAGAACAGUUUUGAAGGAAGCAUCCCUUCAAGUCUUGGAAAUUGUAGGGACCUUCUACACCUAUACCUCCAUAAUAAUAAGUUAAAUGGCAGCAUACCCCAUGAGAUUAUGGAAAUUCCAUCUCUUGUCAUUUUAAGUGUCGCAUUUAAUUCGUUGGUUGGUCCUUUGGGAGAAGACGUUGGAAAGCUUAUAUUUCUAACUGGUCUCUACGUUGGUUACAAUAAACUAUCAGGACCGAUUCCACGGACCUUGGCGAACUGUCUCUCACUAGAAUUUCUUGGGCUGCAAGGAAAUUCAUUUGUUGGGCCCAUCCCGGAUGUAAGAGGGUUGACUGGCCUCAGGUUCCUAGAUCUGUCUAAGAACAAUCUCUCAGGUCCGAUACCGGAAUACAUGGUGAAAUUUUCCAAGCUGGAGUAUCUGAAUCUCUCUAUGAACAACUUCGAAGGAGCUGUGCCAACAGAAGGGAUAUUUCGCAAUACCAGUGCAAUGUCGAUCAUUGGUAACAUAAACCUCUGUGGAGGCAUCGCGUCAUUACGGCUUUUGCCAUGUUCAAUAGAAACAUCAAGAAAGCAUUCAUCAGUCCGAAAGAUAGUGGUUAUCUGUGUCAGUGCAGGUAUUGCAGCACUUUUGCUGUUAUUUCUGUCUUUGGUUUUUCUAUGCCGGUACAAAGAGAAUGAAGAGUAUAAGAGUGAUCAGCCAAUGAAGACGUUUUAUGAGAAGAUAAGUUAUAAUGAGCUCUACAGAACAACUGGUGGCUUCUCUUCCAGCAAUUUGAUUGGAUCAGGUAACUUUGGGGCUGUAUUUAAAGGAUUUCUUGGUUCCGAAAACAAGGCUGUUGCCAUUAAAGUUUUAAAUCUCGGCAAACGUGGAGCUGCAGAAAGCUUCAUAGCAGAAUGUGAAGCAUUAGGAGGCAUAAGGCAUCGCAACCUUGUGAAGUUGGUUACUGUCUGUUCUAGUGCUGAUUAUGAAGGAAAUGAUUUUAGAGCUCUAGUUUACGAGUUCAUGCCAAAUGGAAGCUUGGACACGUGGUUGCAUCCAGAGGAAGUCGAAGAGAUUCACAGACCCUCAAGAACCCUUACUCUUUUGGAAAGACUCAACAUUACCAUAGACGUGGCUUCUGUUUUGGAAUAUUUUCAUGUUCACUGUCAUGUCGAUCUCAAACCAAGCAACGUCCUUCUAGACGAUGAUUUUACUGCCCAUGUUAGCGACUUUGGUCUGGCUCAGCUCCUCCUAAAAUUCGACCAGGACUCCUUCCUUAACCAACUCAGCUCUGUCGUAAGAGGAACCAUCGGGUAUGCAGCACCAGAAUAUGGAAUGGGAGGACAGCCAUCAAUACAUGGUGAUGUGUAUAGCUUCGGUGUUCUCUUAUUGGAAAUGUUCACUGGAAAAAGACCAACGAAUGAGUUAUUUGGGGGAGACUUUACAUUACACAACUACACCAAGUUGGCACUACCAGAGCGAGUAUUGGACAUUGCAGAUGAAUCGAUUCUUCACAGUGGUGGUCUCAGAGUUGGUUUCCCUCUUUCUGAGUGCUUGACACUGGUUUUGGAUGUUGGACUCAGGUGUUGUGAUGAAUCUCCGACGAACCGAUUGGCAACGAGUGAAGUCGCCAAAGAGUUGAUCUCAAUCAGAGAGAGGUUCUUUAAAACCAGAAGAAUAGCCAGACGUUGAAGUGUGUAUGGUUUUCUCUAAAAACUUUGCAACCCACUUUAAAGGCUCAAUCUGAGGCCUAUAUAAUACAGUACAAUCGUCUUUCAUAAUGAGUUGUUUUCUUUCUCUAUUAAUACAUAUACUUAUGCUUGCAGAAUAUUGUUAAAUGAAUGCUAUGUUAUCUGUAGACAAAAUCUUAAUGUUGUGUUACCAUCUCCUCAAUGUUUCCUUUUAA